AUGGAGAUAGAAGAAGGGUCAGGUCUACAUGCACAGAAAAAUAGAAUUGUGCAGCAACCAGACCCCAUUAAACCCCCACCAAACAAUAUAGAGGAAGAGAAUCUUGAGGGUAAACACAUGCAAGAGGAGGCACUGAACAGGCGCAAUGCCUGGGAGUCCAGUGUCUUCUAUUCCCUUGGCAAGGAGACCUUUUUCUUCACUGGGCAGGAGAUCAGUAUCCGAGAAACACUUGACUCUUUUGGUGCAGUCAUCUGGCCAGGAGCUGUGGCUCUCUGCCGGUACUUGGAGAAGAACCGGAAACAGGUUAAUCUGUUGGAUAAAGCAGUUCUUGAACUGGGAUCAGGAACAGGAUUGGUGUCCAUAGUAGCAAGUUUACUGGAUUUGGGUCUGUAA
This is a messenger RNA of Xyrauchen texanus (razorback sucker), 393 nucleotides long. RefSeq names its product putative methyltransferase-like protein 21E. Lineage: Eukaryota; Metazoa; Chordata; Actinopteri; Cypriniformes; Catostomidae. Gene Ontology annotation, molecular function: protein-lysine N-methyltransferase activity. Gene Ontology annotation, cellular component: cytosol; cytoplasm. The record is from RefSeq and is a predicted model, not a curated record. The transcript has 4 exons. Gene Ontology annotation, biological process: peptidyl-lysine methylation. The coding region runs from base 1 to 393 and encodes 130 amino acids.